UUUAAUUAAAAUAGUUCUUAAAUCCAGAAAGAUAUUAUGUCAACUGGAAGAGAUAUUACUAAUUCUUUGUCUCAGACACCUCCUGAGUCUACCUUUGAUACCAUCAAGGCCAUUAGCGGCCUUAUCGCUGGAUCUAUCGUCAUUUCUUAUGUGAUAUCGAAAUAUUCUGGAAAUCCAAUAAAGACCACUUAUGAAUGGUUUAUGGGAAAACCUACACCAAAAAGAGUCAGAAGAUCUCGUAGAGCACGACAAAGACAAAGAAAUAGAACUGAUUGAAAGAAAAUUGAAGAAUUUAGUGAAGAAGACGACUCUGUUUAUAAUAGAAACCCAGAUUUGAGUAAAAAUGGUAUGUCAUACAUCGCUGAGGAGAAUACAGAAGAUCAAGAGAGCUCUCUUUGCGAAGAUAUCCUAUUCCCUGCUCCUGAUGAAGAAACUAGUUCAAUAACUUACACACACAAAAGAGGUAGAAAGAUGUAUUUUAACUCGAAUGAUGAGCUUAUUGAUGCCGAAUCUGAAGCUGAGAAUGUAGGAAAUUUGUACGCGCAGCCCCCAAAGACUCACAAUAUAUCCAAGUUGUAUCGUCAAAGAGAGAUUGAGGCUACAAAAUUUGUUAAUUCCAUUGAUCAUGCUAUUCAUACUUUUAAGAAAAAUAAGGUAAAGAAUUAUGAAACUUUCAACGAUGCUUUAAAGGCAAAUAAAAGGGAAGCCGAUAAACUUAAACUGAAAGAACAAGCAAGGAAAGAUUCCAAAGAGCCUUGCUCUUUAAAUGAUAAAUUUAAGGCUGAGAUGCAGCAACUAUCUCCAAAGUCUAGAAAAGAGAAAUUCAGAGCUCUUGACGAAAAGAGCAUUCGUAUGGACAAUUCUGACCAUGACGAUUUCGAGUCUACUUUUGCUUCUGAGAAUGUUUAUAGAAGCAAGAAGAGUGACAAAAGGUUUGUUCCGUCAUCAAAUGAGUUGACCACUAAAAAUUAUUAUAUUUUCUUUGAACUCCUGUCAGCAUACACGGAGAACUUCGUACAAUCCAAGCCAUUAAAAAGAAGUAAGGGCAAGAACAAGGGCUGUUAACUGUUAAUUUUCUGACUUA
Moneuplotes crassus is the source of this 1084-nucleotide messenger RNA. NCBI's taxonomy places the organism in Eukaryota, Ciliophora, Spirotrichea, Euplotida, Euplotidae. The record is from the annotation of a GenBank genome assembly.